Molecule: messenger RNA, 1473 nt
Organism: Puntigrus tetrazona (Sumatra barb)
Lineage: Eukaryota; Metazoa; Chordata; Actinopteri; Cypriniformes; Cyprinidae
Product: myosin-10-like
Exons: 3
Coding region: 1-1473 (490 amino acids)
Source: RefSeq, a predicted model, not a curated record
AUGGUCGCGAAGAACCGAAACAAGAGCGGCUCGCAGCCGAGCAGCGGCGACAGAGCACCGGCGAGCGCGCAGCCCGACGACGCGCCGAAGAACCGGAGCCCGAGAGCGGCGCGCGCGGACGGCGGCGCGUCGGGCUCGCUCGUGAAGCUCGUGUCCGCGCUGUCCUACCUGGGCUUCGUGGCCGGGACCGUGAUCGCGUCCGUGAGCUUCUACCAGGAGCUGUCAAACAUCAAACAGACGAGCUCCCGGCACGAGGAGUCCGUCCAGAAAGUGCGCGGACGCGGCCGACGCGCUGCAACAGUGGUGCGGGACGAUGUGGUGGUCUCUGAUUGGCUGACGGGGCUCUCAAGUUUACAGUGUGAGUCUCAAAUUCACUGUAUUCAGACCUCGAUAGGUUCAGAUGCAGAAAGCAGCAUAGACACUGUGACACGAGAAGCGCUGACCGAAGUGUCCUCACAGAGCAGACCUGAGAGGUUUGGCUUCUUACUCUUCUUCUGUCUUGCUGAAGAUCAGCUCUGCUGUGGCCUGCAGCCGAUCGGAGGCGAGAUCCGGUCCAUGCAGGCGUCUCUGGAGGCUCUGGAGAGCACGGUGCUCAGCGUCAGGACUGAUCUGGAGCGCACUGGCCGAGCCGUGCAGACGGGAGAAGACAACACCCGGCGGCUGGAGAACGCGCUCCAGAAGCUCCAGAGCGAUGUCUCCCAGGAGCUGAGGCAGGCUGUCCAGGAGGUGAAGGCGACGCGGGAGCAGGAUGCCUCGUCCCUGGAGGAGCGCCUGUCCCAGCUGAGCCGCUCCACGGCUGAGGCCUCGGUGCAGCAGAGCCGCUUCCAGAGCGAACUACAGGAGCUCAGGGCCCGUGUGGAGAAGCAGGACGCCCCGGCAGACCUCCGGCAAGAGCUGACGGCCCUCGGCAGCACCGUGGAGCGUCUGAGCACCGCCAGCGAGGUGUCCGAGGGGAACACGGCCGUGCUGCGUGAGCACAUCGCAGCAGUCAGCGCCGAGCUGCAGACCAGGAACAAGGAGGUGGCGUCUGUGUCCGAGGGCGUGGAGGCUGUGAGGCGCUGCUGCAGAGCGCCGUCGGGGCCUCGGGGCGAGGUGUCCACGGCCAGAGCCAGUGCUCAGAGCGCCUCCGACCACAUCCAGAGCCUCGCCGACCGGCUGGAGAUGAGCACCACCGCCCUGCAGAGCCUAGAGACCCAGACCCGAGAACAGCUGAGCCAGCUGGACAAACACAGAGAGGACGCCGAGGUCCGGCUGAAGAGUGUGGAGGAGAGCCAGGAGGCCGCUGUGUCCUCGCUCACGGAGCAGACCAACAGACUGAACGCUCUCGAGGCCGAGCAGCAAUCUCUCCGGCGCUCACUGGACGACCACAAGACCAGUGCAGAGAAACAGAGCCGGGCGCUGAGAGACGGUCUGGAGGAGCUGCAGGCCAGAGCUUCUGAGGCCCAGGAGCUAGAGAGAAACCUGAACGUUUAG